CCCACCGCUGAAGUCUGAGAAGUGAAACUGAUACAGAGCCGUGUUCCUCUCAGAUGUGAAGAUGAGCUUAAUUAUUUGUCUUUUUCUGUCAGGAGUUCUGUUCAUCUGUGACGGGCUUCAUGUUCUCGGCCCCUCUGGUCCUCUGAUUGUAAAGCUGGGGGGCUCAGUGAUGCUGCCCUGUUACGUUGAAGCCCCCAUAUCACCGGAACAGCUGGAAGUGGAGUGGAAGAGAACAGACUCUGACACUUUAGUACAUUUAUUCCAAGAUGGAGAGUGUAAACCAGAGGCUCAGGACCAGGCUUACAGUGGAAGAGCCAGUUUCUUUACUGAGGAGGUCAAGCGUGGAAACUUCUCUCUCCUGCUCACAGAUCUGGUGACUAACGAUGCAGGAGUUUACAACUGUACCGUUUACAGACAACAGGAAACUGAUCAAACUUCGGUUGAAAUUGAGUAUUUGAUUGUGACUGGAGGUCAUGCUGUAUCUGCAUAUGUACAUGAAGACUUCACUCUGAGUUGCUCUGUAGACUCCCAUAUCUCACCUGAAGAGCUUGAAGUGGUCUCAUGGAAGAAAGUGGAUCAAGACAUUACAGUGCUGGUCUUCCAAGAGGGUGAGGUCCAGACAGAUUUUACCCACGAGAGAUUCAGAGACAGAGUCGAGUUCUUCGGCCCUGAAGAAAUCCACAAAGGAAACUUCUCACUCAGAAUAAAGACUCUACGCAUGGAGGACAAAGGCCUGUAUAGAUGUGAAGUGCUCUCUGGGGAGGUUUCAGCUCACACAACUGUGGAAAUACUGCCUUUGGAGUAUUUGAUUGUGACUGGAGGUCAUGCAGUAUCUGCAUAUGUACAUGAAGACUUCACUCUGAGUUGCUCUGUAGACUCCCAUAUCCCACCUGAAGAGCUUGAAGUGGUCUCAUGGAAGAAAGUGGAUCAAGACAUUACAGUGCUGGUCUUCCAAGAGGGUGAGGUCCAGACAGAUUUUACCCACGAGAGAUUCAGAGACAGAGUCGAGUCCUUUGGCCCUGAAGAAAUCCACAAAGGAAACUUCUCACUCAGAAUAAAGACUCUCCGAAUGGAGGACAAAGGCCUGUAUAGAUGUGAAGUGCUCUCUGGGGAGGUUUCAGCUCACACAACUGUGGAAAUACUGCCUUUGGGUUUUUCCCACAUACACAAUAUAAUACUGGUCCUCUGUAUCUUUACUUGUUUGGGUGGAUUUCUUAGCUCCAUCCUAUACACUUUUUAUAAAGAGCCCGGCAGUUGCACAGAAAUCAUACAGCAUGUUCUUGUCUUUGGUCCAAACAUUCUUAUGUUUGUGGCCUUCAUCAUUUGGGGUGUGCUUAAUGGAUUUAUCAGUGAGGCUGCCACUUGUUCAACUAUUAAUCUUCUAAGGACUCUUUGGCUACUUGUAUUUUGUCCAUACUUUAAACGUUUUCAUGGCAGACUCCAAAGAUUCCUUGCAGUGCCACUUAUCACAGUGGAAUGGGUUGUGUUGUCUGUAAUUGCUGCUGCAGUGAUUGGACGGCAUGGCUGGGGAACACAGAAUAUCUUAUGGAUGGGUUUUGCUGGAUUUUCACCGGUGUUGAAUAUUAUCGUCAUUGUAGCCGUCAUCUUGAUUGUUUUGUCUGGCAGUGAUUGGACUGCGCUUUGCCUUUUUUUUGCAGUAAUCUUUCGAUGUGUCGCAGAUGGCUUCAUGCUAGUGAUACUUUUUCUCACUCGUGAAGUGAUCGACACUAAUGGUAAUGUCGGACUAAUCCUGUUGACUAUCCUCUCAGUGUGCUGUGUGAUCUUGGUAUUCACUGUAAUUUGGCGUUAUGUCAGGGGUGAAAUGGCUGAAUUACUGGCACUGAUCAGAAAACUAUAUCCAUCUGGAGCAGCAGUCCUGUUUAUUGUGAACUCUGUCACACUGGUAGUAGAACUUAUCAGACAAGCAGGAGAAGGUGAACGCACAGUGGAAGAUCUGCGACUGAUUCUCUUACCAUUUGAAGCUGCCUUUCUCAUCAUAUGUUCUUUUGUAUCCUGGCGCUCAUGUUGUUGACCCAAUUGGAGUGCAGUGUUGUAGCUGGAAGAAUAGGGGCAGCACUCGUAAACCAGCGUGGAGGUCCUGAAACACUGGAGACUUUAUCUCACUGAUUGAUCUCACCGAGUCUGCUUGGCUUUGCUUUCACUCUUAGGUUGCUGACUCUCAUGUCAGGUUUGUUGGUGUCCUAUUUGGGCACUGUGGGUUUUACCUGUAGGGUCACAUGUUUGUUGCUGUUGGAGUUUGGAGUUACUAAAAUUUAGUUGUUCAACUGUCAAACAUCAAAAACUACCAAACAUUUUGGGUAAACAUUAUGCAUUUUUACAUAUUUGCUGAUUUUGACAAUAUUUAUGACACAAAAAGUCUUGGGCUUAGUAUUUUAUAUUUUUUAUGACAGUUGUGUGGUUUUUUUGUGCCAAAACAGUCAUAUUUUGUUUUUUACUGAACAAUCUUCCAACUUCUGUUUAUUCCUUUGAAUGAAUGAUGUUGUUUUUGUUGCUGUUCCUUUAAGACAGAUAUAUGCAAAUGAUAUUUGUUCUCAUCUCUCUUGUCUUCUCUUUUUAAAUGUUAUUUAUUUGUUUUUCCCUGAAAGGGGCCCUUUACUAUUUAAAGAUAAAGUCCCCACAUAUUAAUGUAUUACUGGUUAACCAAUAAUGUAAAACUUAACAAUUGUAACUCACUUCUUUAUCAUGAACAAUUCCAAUUUCAGUGGAAUGGUCACUGAAUGUCAGGGCAGCUGUCCAGCAUUCAGGAUGAUUUCUUUGUACUUUCCUUUUAUGUUGGGGUUUGAAAUGAAAUUGAAGUGAAAAAACUGAGCUGUUUCAUUCAGUGUAUGACUGCAUCAUGUGAAGUCUAUGGAGUAAAGGUGAGAGUUUUUACACAUCACUGAGAUAUUUUUGAACAAACCUUUGUGAUACACUGCAUAAGACCAACACAGUGUUCAUGCUGCUGUAGUGCUCCCAGGAUGAUUUGGUCUGUUGGUAAAGAUGAGAUAAAAGGCUUUGGAGAAAAUGUCUUUGUUUAUUUUCAUCUUAAUAAACCAUCACUGAGAGGAGG
Molecule: messenger RNA, 3070 nt
Organism: Colossoma macropomum (tambaqui)
Lineage: Eukaryota; Metazoa; Chordata; Actinopteri; Characiformes; Serrasalmidae
Exons: 16
Coding region: 62-2032 (656 amino acids)
Biological process (GO): positive regulation of T cell proliferation; immune response; T cell costimulation
Cellular component (GO): external side of plasma membrane
Source: RefSeq, a predicted model, not a curated record